Somion occarium is the source of this 7999-nucleotide messenger RNA. The record is from the annotation of a GenBank genome assembly. Lineage: Eukaryota; Fungi; Basidiomycota; Agaricomycetes; Polyporales; Cerrenaceae.
GACCCCCUCAGACCCGACCCGCUCCUGCUCGCCGCCCCCAAUUGCAUCGAUGAAAAUACAGCCAAGAACACUGCCAGGCACAAUGUCCUCACUUCCCCGAGGGCUCGUCAUAUUUCGACACUCGACCUUCCGACGCUCCUCCGAUAGCUUCCUAACAAGGUUGCUUGCGAGAGUAGAAGAGUCCUCUGCAUUUGCUCCUUGCAGCACGAGGAUACCAUCUAGACCGCCAUAUGCCCUUCUCCCUCGCUCAUAACUCUGACUAAAAUCGGCCGAUCUUAUUUUAUCACGUACCGUUGUCACCUGUACACCUCACUAGCGGCACCCGCCCGCAUCCAGUGACGUGAAAACAGUCAGACAAACGCACAAAAAUCUCAAAGAUCUGUAAGGACGUACACCACCUCUGCGUUGAAACCGUUCUUUCACGUCGACUCUACUAGUCAUUUGAGCGCUGCGCUCUCUUAAAAGGCAUGCGGCUUGACAUCGUAAUUCGCCUUUUCUGGCUAAUGCUUCCCUCCAGACCAUGUCGAACCCGCCGACGCUAGAAACUAUGGAUGCCUGCCCUUCCCCCGGCCUUCUUCGUUGCAGGAAGGUUUUAGAAGGAUACAAGCACCAUGAUAUCCCAGAUUUGUCUGCUAGACGCUUUCCGCCCGGCGUCGUGCACGCAAGAGCAGCAAGGCUUACUACUUCUCUUUCCUCAGCCGUCGGUCAGCCCACGACUGGCGUUGUAUAUGCUACUCUACUUGUGGCGAUUUGCCGUGUCCUGGGUGCAUACUGUCAUUGCAACGAUGUUCUCUUGGCUCUCGUACAGGACGGCCAGACGCAAUUGCGGCCCAUUCGAGUCUUUUGGGACGAGACUCAGUCCUGGUCGGAUCUCGUUUAUUCGCUUGCUGAUGUCAUUGACAGCAACUCGUUGCCCGAAGCCUCACUGACGGAUCUCCAGGAGAUUCUGGGUAUGAAUGAGAAACAAUCUCCAUGUCAUGCCACCGUACGACUUUCUGCUACUCCAACAAGUUCAUGCGAUCUCGGUAUUUCCCUAGCGUUCUCGUUUGAUCAUACUAGCCUUCUCCUUUCUGCGGCCGCCACCGAUGCGGUACUCCAUACUUCUGGCUUAGAGCUUCUCGUCUCUCAAGUCGGCGCCCUCUUUGAACAUGGGCUCCGGGAUUCCUCUAGGCCACUCGCCCGACUCCCUGAUUUACCACAAGAUUUGCUGUCAGUCUACGAGAAGUUGACUCUAGAUGAGCGGGCAAAGUAUUACCAUAGGAUUCCACAGGUAAAGAUGACCACCGAUCAUCUUAUACUUCGCGCGAAGGAAAACCCCAAUGGUAUCGCCUUACGUUGGUACCCAUAUAUAUCUCCAGACGAGAAUAUAUCGUCGUUGCCUUUCGAUUCACUCACUUAUUUGGAAUGGGACCGUUUGGCCAACCGGUUCGGACGGUGGCUGCUUCGGAAAGGCUUACAGCUGGAAGAUCGGGUAGCAGUCUGUAUGCAGAGAAACACCUGGUUCCACAUCGCCUUCGCCGGGAUUCUUCGCGCUGGUGGUUGUUACGUACCGAUUGAUCCAGAGUUACCGGAUGAACGGCAGACAUUCAUUGCCAAAGAUUCAAAUGCCCGUUUUGUAUUGACGUCUUCCAAGUUGUCAUCGUUCGGGCUUUUUGGAAGCAACGCUGUCGAUACCGACGAUCCUACUGAACAGGCCCUGAUUCUUGAGGAGUCUGCUGAAGCACUCCAAAUCCCUGGCCCCGAUAAUCUCUCGUACCUUCUCUAUACUUCUGGUACAACGGGUACUCCUAAGGGGUGUUUGCUUACUCACAAGGGACUCACUGAAGCCUCCUGGGCUAUAGGAGACAUGUCUGCCCAGGUCGCUAUGGACGAUCCUGCCAAUGGAGGCUAUUUGUCGGUUGCUUCGGUGGCUUUUGAUGUUCACCUUUCGGAGAUUCUGGCGCCGCUCACGACGGGUUUUCCAAUCGUAUCUGCUCCGAGGGCAUUGUUACUCGAGGAUUUACCAUUCUAUAUCAAGGAACUUCAUAUUUCUCACAUCGGUAUCGUUCCGAGUCUAAUUGAGGCAACCAUGAAUGCCGUUCAGGAUGACGUGGACUCCGGUCACCUUACUUCUUUACGGUACCUUGCUAGCGGCGGAGAGAAGAUGAGCAAUGCGAUUCUCGACAAAUGGGGAAAUCAUCCCAUCGUAAAGCUAGCUAAUUUCUAUGGCCCCAGUGAAGCGACUAUCGGUUGUGCAGCCCGUUUCAUGAAUAGGCUCACUCCUCGAGCAAACAUUGGACGUACUUUUGCCAGUGUUUCGUCUUACGUAGUAGACGAGAACAUGAACAUUGUUCUCCGCGGAAAUCCUGGAGAACUCGUUGUCGAGGGUCCGUUAGUCGGUCGUGGCUAUAUUGGACGUCCGGAUCUGACUGAGAAGGUGUUCCUCGACUUCCCAGAGAAGGGUCAAGGGCGUUGGGCCUAUCGAACUGGAGAUCUUGUCCGCAUGAUGCCAGACCAGACGUUGGAGAUUCUCGGCCGAAUCGACACUCAGAUCAAAUUAAGGGGAGUCCGAAUCGAGUCGGAGGGUAUUUCAUCGAUCGUUCGCAAUGCUGCACUUCCCGAUCUUACGCUCGAUGUCGUCACUGUGCUUGCAAAGCACCCAAGUAUCGGGACGGACCAAUUGGUCACCUUUAUUGCAUGGGAUGCCUCAGUGCCCAUUGGUAUCCGUAAGUCUAAAGCGCCGAGUUAUGUUUCUCCACCUGCAGGUCUGUUGGACCGGAUCCACGAGGCUUGCGAUCAACACCUCGCCAGUUACAUGAGACCAAGCCAUAUCAUCUCACUCAACUGGAUCCCGUUGAAUCCCAACCUCAAGGUCGAUGCGAAGACCCUCGUACAAGUGUUCGUAAACUUGGACGUUGAUACACUCACUCGUGCCGCUCGAGAUGAGGCAGACGGUGACGAUGAACCUCUCAUUGAAGACGAGAAAGAAAUCCUCGCGGUGGUGGCGGAUCAUCUUGGUUUCCCUGUAGACAAACUUGGUCCACACUCGAAUCUUUUCGAAUGGGGUCUCGACUCUAUGGGUGCGAUCAAAUUGGCGGCGCACUUAAGGACUACUUUCAGAGUGAAGAUAUCGGCUGCGGACAUUAUGAGAGACCCUACGGCUCGAGGUGUAGCGGGACAGGUUCGCAAAGACACUUCAUCUAGCAAGCCGUCGUUUGUGAAGCAAUUCUCUCAAACUUGGCAUGAAGAAGUUGUGCAGACAUUCCCUUCCGUUCAAGUCGAUAACGUUCUUCCACCUUUCCCCGUCCAGGAGGGUGUUCUCUCUCGUUCAAGUGAGAUCCGCACGAUGUACGUGCAACAUGUACUUCUUGAAUGCAAGCAGGAUACGUCUGUCUCUGGGUUGCGUGAUUCUUGGCAUGCGACUAUGAAAGGUCGAGACAUACUACGUACCAUUUUCUUCUUCGGUCGAGAUCUUGUUCAGAUAGUCCUGCAUCCCGAUCAGUGUCAGGUACCGUGGAAUGAGAAGACUACGCCCAUAGAAGACACAGAAUCCUUCCGAGAGGAUUUCCUUUCCACUGAUGCGCCCCUCAUUGCUACCGAUAUUAAUAGUCAUCUGUCAGACAUCCCCUUAUUCAGGCUGACCUUGUACACAUCGCCGUCCAGCAAACAGUUCCUCGCCGUUUCCAUUCAUCAUUCCUUGUUCGAUGGAAUCUCUCUGCCGCUGCUUCUUGCGGACGCGGAGCGAGCGUAUCUUGGCCAGAGCUUACAGCCGUCUCCAUCACCGGAUAGCGUCCUCGAUUCUAUCGCAUCCAUUGAUAUGGAAAAGGCUCGCGAGCAUUGGGCACGGAUGUUUUCAGGUUACGAUUGGCGGAAAACCUCGUUCAGAGUUGCGACGGAAUCGAAAAUGUCGAUGAUCUCCGUGCCGUUUUCUAUGUCUUUGUCUGCUUUGCAGCGGAAGGCCUCUGCCCAGCGAACGACAAUUCAAGCGCUUCUCAUGUCUGCUUAUGGAUACCUCAUUGCAACGUCGAUGUAUGGCGAAGAUGAUGUUGUUUUUGGGGUUAUCCGCUCUGGACGUUUGUUACCGGUCGAAGGCAUCGACACUGCUCCUUACCCACUUUUGUCAGUGACUCCUGCACGUGUGAAUUUUACGCAGUCCGAAGGAGUUCUCCGCGAAGUACAACGCAACAUCUCUUCGAGUGUUGACUUCGAGCAUGUACCUUUGGGUCGGGUGGCUCAAUGGGUCCGCAGUGGAAAGCCGCUCUUCGAGACCUUAUUCUCUGUUUCAUACAAAGACGAGGGAGAAAGUUCAAUAUGGUCUGCUGUGGGAAGCCAGAAUCCGGAACCGGAGUAUAUCCUCGCAGUGGAGGUGGUCCUUGAUUCUGAGGCGGACCGCUUGGUUGUGCAUACAGGCUACACCGCCAAGGACUUGUCGCCCUAUGUUGCUGAAGGAAUCGCACAACGAAUGGAAGAAGUCGUGCUCCAACUGAGUGACGAUGAUACACGCGAAAGGUUGUUGUCUGCGGUACUAGGCUCACGAACAGCGACUCCCGAUACCGAAGGUACCGUAGACGUGGAAGACCCUAUUAGUGACAAAGGGCCUUUGGACGAAGCACUUGUCGAGACUCUUCGCAAGACCAUCUCCGAUUUCUUACGAUUGGACGCGGACCUGCUCACAAUCGACACUUCACUCAUUGGAUUGGGUCUUGACUCCAUUAGAUCCGUAGGGCUUAGCCGUGUCAUCCGUGCACAAGGUUACAAGAUUAGUUCCGUGGAUCUUAUGAAGUACUCUACUGUUCGUCGGCUGGCUAGUUUCCUAGUAAAUCAGAAGACCGGUAACGUCGACGAUGCACGUGUCAGUCGUUCGGCGGAACAUCCAGCAUUCAAUCAGGAACUGGCGUCCUUGCAGAAAGCGGUCGAUGUCGAUUCGUGCAAACUGUCCUCUGACGAUGUUGUCAAGAUAUUCCCGACCACCAUGCUACAAGCAGGUAUGCUUUCUCAGACUGUCAGCUCCGAUGGUCGACGCUAUUUCCAUGUCUUCCCUUUGCGAUUGAAGGAGGGCACUGACGUUUCACGCGUUCGGGAGUCAUGGCUUAAAGUCCUGCAGGGACACAGUAUUCUUCGAACCUCAUUCCAUUUCGUAUCCGACCAAGGAGUUUGGGCCCAAGCCGUUCACACGGUCUCAGAUUUGAAGUGGUCUGAAGGUCCCACUCGUGGAGCUGAAGACUACUUACAAGAGCUCAUUGCUUCCAAACAUUGGGAAGGUGGAGAGGGAUUCCGUGAACUACCGUUUUACCUCCACCUCAUGGCAGAUUCCGAGAGUGAUCACAAGAUUCUUAUACUAAUCAUGCAUCACGCGCUUUACGAUGGCAUCUCUAUCAACAUACUCCUUGACCUCGUGCAGGCGGCGUACUAUGGAGAAGCGGGCGGACCUUCAACUCAAUUUUUCGACGUUCUACCCCAGGUCAUUCGAGAGGAACGCCAGGGCACCCCGUUCUGGUUGCGGAAGUUGCGUAACUUGGAUAACGUCAAGAGUUUACCAAGGCGACAUGAGGUAGCUGAGGGUCUCUCACAUGUGGCGACACACGCGAUAGCUGUGGACAGGAAUACUAUUGAGAACAUCCGGCGUACGGCUGCGGUGACAAUCCAGUCUAUUACUCAAGUUGCAUAUGGGAAGCUUCUCGCUGUACUAACGUCAUCCAGGGAUGUUAUCUUCGGCCAUGUAGUGUCAGGCAGAAGUAUACCCGGUGCCGAGGACGUGCUAGGACCGAUGCUUAAUACCAUCCCGAGUCGCAUCCAACUCUCAGACAAGCUCAGCAAUCUAGAUCUGACGAAGAUCGUCCAUGCGAAUAAUAUUGAUGCAUUGCCUUGGCAGCAUGCCUCACUUCGGGCUAUUCACCAAGCCCUCGCUGUUGCCGAAUUGUGGGAUAGCUUGUUCGUGUUCCAACCUGCGCAACCUUCGCAUCUAUCAGGCGCGCCCAUUUGGGAAUUCGACACUUCUGAAGAGGAAAUCGAUGCGAAUAUACAGUAUGCUCUGAACGUGGAAAUCCAUGAGAUGGAGAGUGGAUUCACCGUUCAAGCAGCUUGUAGCGCGGAGGUUAUGGAUCUCGCGGAACUCAAAGAUGCUCUGGAUCGAUAUGGAAAGACUCUCGUCCACUUAAUUCAUCACGUCGAUCAGAGCUGCAUGGAAGAUAUCUCGGAGGUUCCUGCGAAUAUUGUACCCACUAUCAAAGACCAAACUCGGGAAAUCAGCGAUGAGGAUUCAAUAGAUAUAUCUGGAGAGGACUUCACCACGCUUUGCGAUAUCCUGGUCGCCGCCACGAAAAUGUCUCACGACCACAUCCAUGCAGGCACACAUCUCAUCGCUCUUGGAGUCGAUUCUAUUACCGCGAUCCAGAUAGCUGGAAAAUAUAGACGUCUUGGUGUCCGCCUUCGUGCGGAAGAUAUCCUUCGUAGCAAGACUGUGGCGGACGUCCUUCGCAAAAUCCGCUCGUCAUCUACUGCUGUGGAGGCCCCUGUCCAAUCGCCUCAAAGUAUCUCCGCGUCGGUCCCGGUCAGCGAAGCCUCCGCCAUCAGUGCGCAUUUCGAUGUCGAGUCCCAAUCAUUGAUCGAGGACAUCACAGUCGCGUCUCCUGGAAUCAAGUGGUUGAUUGGUGCAUGGCAGAAUAGUAACCGUUCACGUUUCCAACAUGCAUUCGCUUAUCGACUGCCUUCUGACGCGAACGUUGGGAAGCUGCGACAUGCGUGGAUUUCCUUAUUGGAACGUCAUGCCAUUCUUCGAUCCACCAUUGCUUCCGCAGCUAGCGCGAACGAGCCUCGACUUGUGAUCUUCAAACCAGAGCCGAGCCUACUUAUCUCGACAUGGGAGGAAAUCACACUUGAUGACGUCUCCGUCCCUGAGGAGGAGAUAGCGACUAUUAUGAAACAGCUAGUGUCUUCGCCGCCGAACUUGAAGAAACCUCCGACACGUGCGAAGUUCGUCAGUGCGCAAGCGGCCAAAUACGUGAUUCUUUAUAUGAACCACUUCCAGUACGAUGCGUGGAGCUUGCCGCUACUCGUUGAUGAUUUCACCAGGUUGUAUGCAUCUGAGUCUUGCUCGAGUUCCAAUGCACUCGUCCCCUGGCUGCAUACUACCACUGCGAAGGAUGCUACGCUAACGGAGCAGAGACGUUACUGGCAGUCAAUUUUCACUUCGCCUUUCCGAUCCUCGUUCUUCCCCGCACUCAAUGAGCAUGGCGGUUCCAGAAACGGCCGUUUCGUGCAUACAGAUGAGCAUGCGAUUGCUGACGCUACCAAACUCCAGAAUCGUGCUCGCAUCGAAGGACUUUCAUUGAAUGCGGUGUUCCUGGCGGCUUGGAGCAAGCUGCAGUCGAAAUACACGGCCAAUGCAGACUCAACCUUCGGACUGUGGCACUCGGGUCGGUCUGCGACUUUCGAUCAGAUCGAAAGGCUGGCGGUGUCUUGCAUGAACGUCCUACCUAUGCAUGUUUCGAAUUCUCAAUCGAAAGCCCUCCUAGAAUUAGCGCAUCAAAUCCAAGAUGACCUUCGCAAGCGCACAUCGGCCGUUGAACAGACUGACCUAGCUCAUCUGGAUCAGUGGGUCAGUGGAGGCGGUAAACCACUGUGCAAUGUCUAUGUCAACAUCGUUAAAGUGGCUCCAGACGUCGAAGGCUCUGAAGCGUCUCAAUCGUUCUUCACCGGGCUUGAGGUUCCGUAUUUCGUCCCUAAUGGACCUGUCUCCGAUGACGAUUUCGUCGAGAAGCUCAAAGUAACGGAGCUUGUCCAGGAUGACAUCAUGAUAGACAUUGUAGCAAUGCCGUCUGGUGCGAUCUUGAUGUCUUUGGAAACCUGGGAAAACGUAAUAGGUACAAGCCAAGCAGAGAAGAUCGUGGCUGAAUGGGCCAAACUUGUGCGGGAUGCCCUGGCGUGAAUCAUGGGAGAGAAUUUCGUCGUCAUUUUGUAUAUCUUAGUGAUUGUUGUAUUCAUAUUCCUCGCAAACGAAUAUAUGUAUUCCUUGUGUAUC